This is a messenger RNA of Myodes glareolus (Bank vole), 1670 nucleotides long. RefSeq names its product ribonuclease/angiogenin inhibitor 1 (gene Rnh1). NCBI's taxonomy places the organism in Eukaryota, Metazoa, Chordata, Mammalia, Rodentia, Cricetidae. The record is from RefSeq and is a predicted model, not a curated record. Gene Ontology annotation, molecular function: protein binding. Gene Ontology annotation, biological process: positive regulation of inflammatory response. Gene Ontology annotation, cellular component: cytoplasm.
GACCUGGUGGGAGGUUUCCUGAAGGCAAAAAGUGAAAGUCGAGGGGCCAGAGAGUGAAGAACGGCCUGAGUCUCGAGGCCCCGCCCUGGGCGGAAGGAACGGAGCGGCUGGGACCUCUAGCAGCAGAGCCAGAUCACACUGUGCAACCACCAUGAGUCUUGACAUCCAGUGUGAACAGCUGAGUGAUGCCAGAUGGACAGAGGUCCUUCCCCUGAUCCAGCAAUACCAAGUGGUCAGGCUGGAUGACUGUGGUGUCACUGAGGUGCGAUGCAAAGACAUCAGCUCAGCGGUCCAGGCCAACCCUACCUUAACAGAGCUCAGCCUAUGCACCAAUGAGCUAGGAGACGCUGGUGUGUGCCUGGUGCUCCAGGGCCUGCGGAAUCCCACCUGUAAGAUCCAGAAGCUGAGCCUUCAGAACUGCAGCUUGACGGAGGCUGGCUGUCGGGCCCUGCCUGACGUGCUGCGGUCUUUGCCUACCCUGCGUGAACUACAUCUCAGUGAUAACCCUUUGGGGGAUGCAGGCCUGAAGCUGCUCUGUGAAGGACUUCUGGACCCCCAGUGCCGCCUUGAGAAGCUUCAGUUGGAAUACUGUAACCUCACAGCUACCAGCUGUGAGCCCCUGGCUUCAGUGCUCAGGGUGAAACCCGACUUUAAGGAGCUAGUGUUGAGCAACAAUGACCUCCAUGAGGCUGGUGUCCAGAUGCUGUGCAAGGGCUUGAAGGACUCUGCCUGUCAACUGGAGUCACUCAAGCUGGAGAACUGUGGUGUCACAUCAGCCAACUGCAGGGAUCUGUGUGAUGUCCUGGCCUCCAAAGCCUCACUGCUGCACCUGGACCUGGGCAGCAACAAGCUCGGUAAUGCAGGCAUCGCAGCGCUGUGCUCGGGACUGCUGCUCCCCAGCUGUAGGCUCAAGACUCUGUGGCUGUGGGAGUGUGACAUCACUGCAGAGGGCUGCAAGGACCUGUGCCGUGUCCUCAGGGCCAAGCAGAGCCUGAAGGAACUCAGCCUCGCUGGCAACGAGCUGAGGGAUGAAGGUGCCCAGCUGUUGUGCGAGAGCCUGCUGGAGCCUGGCUGUCAGCUGGAGUCACUGUGGAUAAAGACCUGUAGCCUCACAGCUGCCUGCUGUUCCCACAUCUGCUCGGUGUUGACCAAGAAUCGUUCUCUGCUGGAGCUGCAAAUGAGCAGCAACCCACUGGGGGACCCGGGAGUCCUGGAGCUUUGCAAGGCCCUGGGCCAGCCAGACACUGUGCUGCGUGUGCUCUGGCUGGGGGACUGUGAUGUGACGGACAAUGCCUGCAGCAGCCUUGCUGCAGUUCUGCUGGCUAACCGCAGCCUGCAGGAGCUGGACCUCAGCAACAACUGCAUGGGGGACUUGGGUGUCCUGCAACUGAUGGAAAGCCUCAAACAGCCCAGCUGUACCCUUCAGCAGCUAGUCCUGUAUGACAUUUACUGGACGGAGGAGGUGGAAGACCAGCUGCGGGCCCUGGAGGAGGAAAGGCCAUCCUUGAGGAUCAUCUCCUGAGAUGUGCAUGUCUCUGGACACACGACAUUAAUCCAGCCCAGGGCCAGCCAGCAGGAACUCUGGCUCUGGGUGUUCUAGCAUUGUAAUCUUAUUUUAGCAGAAAACGUUAGACACUUUAUAACUAUUAAAACACUUUGUUGACAAGGAA